AUGGCGGACUAUGGACGUGGAGGCCGCGGCCGCGGCCGUGGCGAUGGUGAGAACCGUGGCCGCGGCCGAGGUGGUGGAGGAGGAGGAGGAGGAGGAGGAGGAGGAUUCCGUGGUGACCGCGGCGGCGGUGGCGGGUUCCGUGGUGAUCGCGGCGGCGGUGGCGGGUUCCGUGGUGAUCGCGGCGGCGGUGGCGGGUUCCGGGGCGACCGCGGCGGCCGUGGUGGUGGUUAUGGGGGAGAUCGCGGAGGCCGGGGCGGCGGUGGUUUCGACCGUGGUGGCCGAGGUGGCCGUGGCGGUGGCCGCGGCGGUCGCCCUCCUCCCCACAACAUGCCCUCUAUUCCCCAGGCCGACAGCAGCAUUACCGAGCUCGAGAACAGGAUCAUCAAGUCCCACCAGGCCAAGGACACCGACCUUGUCAAGAAGAUGAGCAGCAUGACCAUCACCGAUGCAAACGCAGCCGCUCUUAUGCCCCGUCGUCCUGCCUACGGUACCUUGGGCAACAAGGUUCUCCUUUGGGCAAACUACUUUCGCUUGACAGUAAACCCUAACAUUAUCUACCGAUACAACCUCGAGGUUCGCAAGGGUGAAAUCAAAGAGAAGGAGCCCGUCAGCACUGAAAAGGGUAAAGGCAAGGCUAAGGGGAAACCGCAGGGCGGCGGCGGCGACGGCCCUCCCGCCACGAUUCCCGCUCGCAAGUUGAAGAUCAUCCUUCAACAUGCUAUCGAGGAGCUUCGAAGACUCGAGCCCGGCGCCAUUAUCGCCACCGAGUUCAAAAGCCAGCUCGUCUCGCUCAAGAAGCUCAAGUUGGCCGUUAACCCUAUCGCCGUCAUCUUCAAGCAAGAAGGAUCUGAUCGCCAAGAGUCGUACUUGGUCACUAUCGUUGGCGAGACGCAAGCUCCUUUAAACGACAUGAAGGAUUAUCUGAAGACCAUGAUCGACAAGAGUGACCCGGACGAAGCUCAUUUCCCCAGGUUCGCGACCUCUGUGGAUGCUCUUGGCGUCAUUCUCGGCUACGCUCCACGGAGUAGUGAACAGGUCACUGCUAUUGGCAAGGGCCGUUUCUUCCCGUGGGGUCCCGGAGCAGCCACCGCCCAGCUUGGCUACAAUGACCCGCUCACGGCUAUUAGGGGCUACUUCCAGAGUGUCAAGCUUGGCACUGGUAGGAUGCUCCUGAACGUCAACGUCACUCACGGCGUCUUCAAGACCCCGGUCAACGUCAGUGAACUUUGCCGUUGGUUCAAUGUCGCCGUUUUCGGUCAGGGCGAUCCAGUCGCAGCCAAGAAUGCUCGAAUGCGCCUCCGCACUUUGUCCAAGUUCCUGGCUCGCACUCGAGUCUUCGUCAAGUUCCGUGACUUCAACAACAAGGAGAUCACAGGUAAAAAGACCAUUCUCGGUCUUGCGGAUAGAUUCGACGUGUCCCAGCCCGUCCUGGGCAGAGAUGUGCUCUUCCAACCCGAGUUCAAUCACGGCGGUCCUCGAGAGGUCAAGUUCAACCUGCAGGCGCCUGAGGGUAAAGACAAAGUCAUGGGCAAUAAGCCGCCCGGCUUCUACACCGUCGAGCAGUACUGGACGUGGAAAUACGGCAAAGCUCCCGACAAGACCAUGCCCCUCGUCAACCUUGGAUCGCGCGAGAAGCCCAUGUUCUUCCCUGCCGAGCAAUGUACCAUCAUGCCUGGUCAAGCCGUCCGCUCAAAGCUUACUGGCGACGAAACGACGGUGAUGCUCGACUUUGCUUGUCGGUCUCCCUUCGCCAAUGCCAUGUCCCUGACGGUCGACAGUUGUUCGGCUUUGGGCUUUGACACCGACCUGCUCAGCGGCUUCGGUCUGGAGGUGGACAAGAAGCUUUUAACGGUCAUUGGGCGCGAGCUCACUCCACCUCCUGUGUCCUACAAGAACAAGGACAUUACAGCCAGAGCAGGUUCCUGGAACAUGAACGGUGUGAAGGUCGCGAAGUCUGGACGGAAGAUCGAUGCCUGGACUUGGGUGCGCAUCAUUGACGAUGACAAGGGCUCUUAUGUCAGUACCGAUGACGUGGGACGUAUUGCCGGAAACUUCUCUCGGUUCCUUGAGACUAGCGGCAUUCCAAUCAACCAACAAACGGCUGCCACGCCACGCGAGAUCCACGUCCGUCAUGGCAAUUACGACGUGCCCAUCGACAACUGGUUUGCCGGCUUGAAACGACAUCUCAAAGGUAUUACCAAGAACUACUUCUUGCUUGUCGUCCUUCCACGUCAAGACACAGCACUCUACGGCACCAUCAAGAAGCUCGCAGAUACCCAGUACGGUAUUCACACAAUAUGCGUGGUAGAGAAGACCUUCAUGAAAGACAGCCCACAAACUUAUGCCAAUGUCGGACUCAAGUGGAACUUGAAGAACGGAGGCGUCAAUCACAUUGUCAAGAACCCGAUCGACAUUAUCAAAGCCGGCACGACCAUGGUUGUCGGAUACGACGUGACUCAUCCCACGAACAUGCCGAACGAUAAGAAUGCUGCGCCUAGUCUGGUCGGGUUGGUGGCCAGCAUCGACAAGGAUAUGGGACAGUGGCCUGCAGUGGCGUGGGAGCAGAACAGUCGCCAAGAGAUGCUUGGUGAUGAACUGACCGGCCACUUCGAGGAUCGCCUGCGCCUUUGGAUGAAACACAACCAGAACAAGCUGCCGGAGUACAUCGUCAUUUACCGUGACGGAGUGUCCGAGGGUCAGUUUACACAGGUUCUCGAAAUCGAGCUGCCCAUGAUCCGCAAGGCGUGCUCUAAGCUUUACACGGCCGGCCGCAGGCCCAAGUUAUCGAUUAUUGUAUCCGUCAAGCGCCAUCAGACCCGGUUCUACCCAACUUCGGAGCAAACCAUGGACCCCAAGUCACGCAACAUCCGCAGCGGCACUGUCGUCGACCGCGGCGUCACCCAGGCCCGCUACUGGGACUUCUUCCUCACGGCGCAUACGGCCUUGAAGGGAACCGCCCGCCCGGCACACUACACAGUCCUCUUGGACGAGAUUUUCCGCGGAAAGUACGGCGUCGGCGAGACUGCCGCGAAUAAUUUAGAAAAGCUGACGCACGACCUGUGCUACUUGUUCGGCCGAGCUACCAAGGCUGUCAGCAUUUGCCCGCCUGCAUACUACGCUGACAUUGUAUGCGAGCGUGCCCGUGUGCACCGUCCUGAGCACUUCGAUGCACCGGACACAGCCUCGACAAUUAGUGGUGUAUCGGGGCUGACCACGGGCAGACGCGUGCAUGAGAACUUGAAGGACACUAUGUAUUACAUCUAA
Molecule: messenger RNA, 3264 nt
Organism: Colletotrichum graminicola M1.001
Lineage: Eukaryota; Fungi; Ascomycota; Sordariomycetes; Glomerellales; Glomerellaceae
Product: piwi domain-containing protein
Exons: 2
Coding region: 1-3264 (1087 amino acids)
Molecular function (GO): protein binding; nucleic acid binding
Source: RefSeq, a predicted model, not a curated record